UGGUUGGAUUGGUUAUGUUUAGACACAGAGCCAAUCAGAGGCAUAGCAGGGCGGGUCUUCUUCACAGAACGCAGUGAAACAGUGUUUUACAGUUGUGUUGACUGGACAUGAGGGCGGAAAUGAGUCUAAAGCCCAACGCCAGGUGUUCUGGACGGUGGCCUGGCAGACAGAAAGCCACGAUUUACCAGAAAAAAAGUUGAAUUCUCCAUCAUCAGAAUAUGUGUAAAUAUGUUCAAAAGUUGAACUAUUGGACAGAAGAUCUUUCUUACUUCACUGCAAAGUCAGUUCUGCGUCAACAAUAAAACUGACACUUAUAAAUGCAAUGAUGUUCUUAAUAAUAAUAAUAAUAGUAAUCAGAGAUACACUAGGAGCGAGAGGGACGUCAUGUCGGAGCUUCUCUUGUUAGCUGUAAAUCACCAUGGUUCUGAUGGAGGACGACACGUCCCAGUCCGAGGUCAUCGGUCUGGGUCUGUGUGACUCGUGUCCUCUGCUGUGGAGGACAAGGGACCUGAGGACCGUCCGGUCCCGGGGUCUGGUCGGGUCCCUGCUGGGGUCACUUCCCCGGAUGCCCCGACAGAACGGACGACUGGGUCGACCCCUGCUGCUGCAGCCGGAGGAGGAGCGACUACUGACAGAGCUGCACGCUGCUGCUGCACUGACCACUACUGACCAGCAGGCUAGAGGACGGGUGGAGCAGUACGAGGCGGAGCAGCAGACGAGUUAUGAGCAGCAGAAAAUUCUCGCUCUGGAAGACCGGAAGUCAGCGCUGCUCCGAGCCAUGACCUCAUCACAGACAGUUCCAGACUCUGGACCCAGGACCCCAGACGAGGCCCUGCGGGGCCGACUAGAGGCCCUGGACCGGAGCUUUACCUUCCCCCGCUCGGCGCUGGCGGUCCAGCUGAGCACGGUGAGGGCGGGGCUGUCCCACUUCCCAGAGGACCGGGCCCUCCUGCGGGCCGACUGGCCAAUAAGGGCGCAGGAUGACCCCCGCCGUGAUGUCAGAUACCAGGUGUUCAGAGACCUAAGGGGGCGGGGCUUCUACCUGACCUCAGCAGGGAAGUUCGGAGGAGACUUCCUCGUUUAUCCAGGUGACCCUCUUCGUUUCCACGCCCACUUCAUCGUCAUCUGUCUGUCAUUGGAGGAGAGCAUCGGCGUGCUGGACGUCCUGUCUGUUGCUCGUCUGGGCUCCAGCGUGAAGAAGACGGUCCUGCUCUGCUCGCCAGCGGCGGACGGAGCGGUGCUGUACACAUCGUUACAGUGGAGCGGGAUGGUGUGACAGGAAGUGAAGUCAGGUGUGACAGGAAGUGACGUCUGAUCACGUGUGUCCAGCAGCUCGUCACCACAGACAGACUGAAACUGACUCGACCCUAAAAAUGAUUGAAUGAUUGAUUUCAUCUUAAUGACACACAUACAUUAAUAUCAUUUGAAUAUGUUAAUAUCAUUUUAAUAUGUUAAUAUCAUGUUAAUACGUUAAUAUUACAUAUUAUUUUGUGAUGUCAGCUCAGUUUUUAUUCAGUUUUCAGUUAUGAACAGUCGCUGGUUUUCUACUUUUUUCUUAUAUUUGUUCAUAAUUAUUUGCCAAAAUUAGAUAAAAUACACAAUAAACAAAGUAAAAGAUGAAA
Messenger RNA from Scophthalmus maximus (turbot), 1622 nucleotides. It is a transcript of the gene tsen34, whose product is annotated as TSEN34 tRNA splicing endonuclease subunit. Bases 419 to 1276 code for a protein of 285 amino acids. The transcript is spliced from 5 exons. Gene Ontology annotation, cellular component: tRNA-intron endonuclease complex. Gene Ontology annotation, molecular function: nucleic acid binding; tRNA-intron lyase activity. NCBI's taxonomy places the organism in Eukaryota, Metazoa, Chordata, Actinopteri, Pleuronectiformes, Scophthalmidae. Gene Ontology annotation, biological process: tRNA splicing, via endonucleolytic cleavage and ligation; tRNA-type intron splice site recognition and cleavage. The record is from RefSeq and is a predicted model, not a curated record.